Carlito syrichta (Philippine tarsier) is the source of this 5859-nucleotide messenger RNA. RefSeq names its product family with sequence similarity 160 member B1 (gene FHIP2A). The transcript has 19 exons. The record is from RefSeq and is a predicted model, not a curated record. Lineage: Eukaryota; Metazoa; Chordata; Mammalia; Primates; Tarsiidae. Bases 1 to 2718 code for a protein of 905 amino acids.
AUGACUAACCAACUUAAACUGUGCGAAUAUAAUGAUAAUAAUAGACAACAUUAUGUGCUCUUGGUUGAAGAUGACACAAUUAGCCAGAAUUUGGCGAAGCUCUGCCUAUGCCAUAGAGAUACGGAUGGCUACGUGUCCCUGCAGAGUCAGCACAGCACCUCCCCGGAGAACCCAGACCGGGGGGAACGGCUGAACGGUGAGCACGAGAGCGCCGGGGCCCCUCCUCCCCUGGCUGCCCCGGGCUGGUCGUGGGUCCCUUCCCUCCUCCAGGAGGCUGAGCUUGGAAACCAGGGGGGCUCGGUGGUCGUCUCAUCCCUCUGGUGGGGUCGGGGAGUCGGGGAGUCGGGGCGCACCUGGCAGGGUCCCAGGGAGCGUCCCCGGGCCCCCUCACCGUUAUCCUCCUCCGGAAAACAGUGGUCAGAGUUGAGCAAGACAAAGAAACGAGCAGACGCUGCUGGGGCUCGACUUGCACCGUCUCUUCCUUUACAAGAAGAUUUUGUUUAUCACUGGAAGGCAAUUACCCAUUACUACAUAGAGACUUCGGAUGAUAAAGCCCCAGUGACCGAUACGAACAUUCCAUCCCAUCUGGAACAGAUGUUAGAUAUACUGGUUCAAGAAGAAAAUGAACGGGAAUCUGGAGAGACAGGGCCGUGUAUGGAAUAUUUGCUCCAUCACAAGAUCUUGGAAACGUUAUACACCUUAGGGAAAGCUGAUUGUCCUCCAGGAAUGAAACAGCAGGUUUUAAUAUUCUAUACUAAACUUCUGGGAAGAAUCCGGCAGCCUCUACUUCCACACAUUAAUGUGCACAGGCCAGUGCAGAAAUUAAUUCGACUCUGUGGUGAAGUCCUUGCAACACCAACGGAAAAUGAAGAGAUUCAGUUUCUCUGUAUUGUGUGUGCAAAGCUGAAACAGGAUCCCUACUUGGUUAAUUUUUUUCUGGAGAAUAAGUUGAAAUCAUUGGCUUCCAAAGGAGUACCAAAUGUAAUUUCAGAAGACACAUUAAAAGGUCAAGAUUCCUUGUCAACCGAUACAGGACAGUCCCUUCUGCCAGAAGAACUAUCUGGUGCUACUGGAAUGGAGCAAACAGAAUUAGAAGAUGAGCCUUCUCAUCAGAUAGAUGAUCUCUCCACAAGCUUGGAUAACCUCAGUGUCACUUCACUGCAAGAGGCCUCAGUUGUUCGUCCAAACCAGGAUUACAAUUUAGUGAAUUCCUUGUUGAAUCUUACUAGAAGUCCUGAUGGCCGAAUAGCUGUGAAAGCAUGUGAGGGCUUGAUGUUGUUAGUCAGUUUGCCAGAGCCUGCGGCUGCAAAGUCCCUUACACAGAGCACUUGCUUGUGUGAACUACUGACAGACAGACUUGCCUCCUUGUACAAGGCCCUACCUCAGUCAGUGGAUCCAUUAGAUAUUGAAACUGUGGAAGCAAUUAACUGGGGCUUGGACUCAUAUAGUCAUAAAGAGGAUGCUUCAGCCUUUCCAGGAAAACGAGCCUUAAUUUCAUUUCUUUCCUGGUUUGAUUAUUGCGAUCAACUCAUUAAGGAAGCCCAAAAGACUGCUGCUGUUGCUCUUGCCAAAGCUGUUCGUGAAAGAUUUUUCAUCGGUAUUAUGGAACCUCAGUUAAUGCAAACUUCUGAGAUGGGUAUUCUGACAUCAACUGCUCUGCUUCAUCGCAUUGUUCGGCAAGUAACCUCCGAUGUUUUGCUUCAAGAAAUGGUGUUUUUUAUCCUUGGAGAACAGAGGGAACCAGAAACUUUGGCAGAAAUUAGCAGACAUCCUUUAAGACAUAGGUUAAUUGAACAUUGUGAUCACAUAUCUGAUGAGAUAAGCAUAAUGACAUUAAGAAUGUUUGAACAUCUUUUACAAAAACCCAAUGAGCACAUUCUUUACAACUUGGUCCUAAGAAAUCUUGAAGAGAGAAAUUAUACGGAAUAUAAACCUUUGUGCCCAGAAGAUAAAGAUGUGGUAGAAAAUGGAUUGAUAGCAGGAGCAGUAGAUCUGGAAGAAGAUCCAUUAUUUACUGACAUUUCACCAGAUAACACUUUGUCAAACCAAGAGUGGCUUAGUUCUUCGCCUCCUGCUACUCCAGACCACCCCAAAAAUGAUGGGAAAACUGAAGUCCAUAAAAUUGUAAAUAGUUUUCUCUGCCUGGUACCUGAUGAAGCAAAAUCGUCCUAUCAUGUUGAGGGCACUGGAUAUGACACCUAUCUCCGAGAUGCUCAUAGACAGUUCCGGGACUACUGUGCUAUCUGCUUAAGAUGGGAGUGGCCUGGCUCUCCGAAAGCAUUGGAAAAGUGCAAUUUAGAAGCAGCUUUCUUUGAAGGUCAUUUUUUGAAAGUUUUAUUUGACAGAAUGGGGCGAAUUCUUGAUCAGCCAUAUGAUGUAAACUUACAAGUAACCUCGGUGUUAUCUAGACUUUCUCUCUUCCCUCAUCCACACAUCCACGAGUACCUGUUGGAUCCUUACGUGAACCUUGCUUCUGGCUGUAGAUCUCUCUUCUCUGUAAUUGUCAGGGUUGUUGGCGACCUUAUGGUUCGAAUUCAGCGAAUUCAAGACUUUACUCCCAAGCUUCUAUUAGUCAGAAAGCGAUUACUUGGUUUGGAACCCGAAGGCCCUAUUAUUGACCACAUCACACUGCUAGAGGGUGUGAUUGUGUUAGAAGAAUUCUGUAAGGAGCUGGCAGCAAUCGCAUUUGUGAAAUAUCACGCUUCCUCCACACCAUAAAUAACAUCUUUCAAGAAACCAGGGGAACAGAAAUAUUGUGUACAUUUCAUCAGAAGGGACUCAGUUCCACUCUGCCAUGAGAGGAUAAAAAGCCUUUUUAAUGAAGUAUUGCUGUAAACUGGACAGAACCAUUAAGAACCUAUUGAGUGGACAUUCUUGGUAAAAUGUUGUGUAAUGUUGUUUUCAUUGGCUUUAUAUAAUGGUUCUCUAUAUAAAAUUGCACAUUGUUGAAUCCAGGAUACAAUCAAAGGAACUUCAGGAAAUAAGCCUUUCUAAUGACUGUGUGAGAAGCUGUAAAAUUUCUGAUGUCAUGACUUUGAUGAUAUUUCUGUUAUUUUAAAAUCCUUUUAGGUAGCGAGGCAUUUUGACAUUCUUCGGGACUCAAAUGCUUAUAUUCUUUUGGAUUGAUAAGUAGCAAAAAAAACCCCACUAAUUUUAUAACUUUUUAAGGUCAGAAUUCUUAUCAAACAAAAUAUGAAAAAAACUGUAAAUGAGAAAAAGCAUACAAUUCAGGAGCCAUCGAAUGAAUCGAGUUAAUUAUAGGAGAUAAAUGUGUAGAUCAGUGUUAACUUUCUUCGGCUUUUCUAAGAAUAACAAUUUAAUAUGAUAAAGAAAUUAUUAAUUAAUAUAUAUAUAUUUUUUAAAGAAAUGUUCUUUUACUCUUUUGUGCACAUAGCCAUGUUAGUGAUUGAUUUUUCAUGUAUGGGUCUCAGUUUAUUUAAACUGUGACAUUUUUGCAACAACAUUGAAUUUAUGCUCAUCAUUGGUAGUGUUUGCUAAGAUUGUAUUUUUUAAGCUAAUUAACAUGUACUGGGGUUUUCCCUCUCUGAAAAUUGCUUUAUAAUUUAAUUUUCUUACUGAAAUGCAUAGUGUCUCCAUGGGGAACUGAUAACUCUUAGGCAGCAAUCAACAUGCCAAUGGCCUCCUUAAUGUUUACAUUUUUUUCCCAUUUUGUUCAGUCUUUCAUUUUAAAUGAUUCUAAAGAGAUUAAGCAAAACAGUCUUUUAAAUGUCCUGUUUACAUGUUAAAGGAUUUGGGAAAAUUGAGUAUGUAUGUGAAUGGAUACAGUGUAGGAACGCGUAGUUUAGCAAAGCUGUGCUGGGCACAGUGUACUUGUACUUCACUGACAAAAUGGUGUUUGCUAGUCCACUUUCUCUUUUUCCUUUAAGUGAUUCUUGUCACUCAAAUACUGCUUUUGAGCUAUUGUUUGUUUGUUUGUUUGUAGUCGAAAGGUUAAGCAGCAGCACUUUUCUCUUUAUCUUUUCAUUUACUGAUAUUUGGGGGAGCAGACUAUCAAAGUUCCAGCUUGAAAGGAACUGUCUACCCCUCCUGGGAAUACGUUAUGUAGCGUGUUUGCAUAUAUAUGUUGCGUGUUGUGUGCACAGAAGCAUGUUUUUACACCUCUGCUCAUUUUGUCGUAUUAGCUUUUCUGAUGUAUUUUAUAGUUAGUUUUUACUAUUUAUUAAGAACAGAAUAUCACAAGAUUCUGAAUAGUCUCAGCUCUAGAAUGUUUACCACUGUUAAAAUAACAAGAAGCCUAAAUUUAUAAUGCAUUGCAAAUCUUUGUUAGCUCAUUCCAAGGUGUUUAAGUAAAACAAUGAAAAAACAAGAGUAGGAGAUGGUUACUUCAUGCAGGAUUUUCUGUAAGUGAUUAUGAAUGAUGGGAAAGCAUUUUUCAGUUGUAUCUUUUGAUCACUUCAUGUGAGGAAUACUGUAACAUCUCCAUUUUUAGAUGUAGUAACUGUCGACUUUGAUGUACAUGUAUUUAAAAUAAGACAUUAAGAGAUAUUAAAUAUUUCUUAGUGUUUCCAUAGUGCUCUGUAGAUGUAAUAGCGAUGAUGUUACCUCUCAAACCAAAUACUCUUUUAUCCUUGAUUUCACUAUGGGACCUUACAGCUAAUCCAUGAAACCAAGUCCGGAAAAGCUUUAACUCUUAUAUUUGUGUUUGUGUAUGUGUAUGCUGCUCCUGAAAAUAUAAUUUUUCUAAGUUAUUAUAAUGACUUUGAUUUGUAGUCAGCUAAGGCUUAGGUUAAGUUUGUUUCUCUUCUAAGUUUCUUUUUUUCUUUCUUUCUUUUCAAAGUUAGUUCAGAUGUAGAGCCAGCACAAGUUUUCACCGAGUUGAAUUUGUGAAACAUCAUACAACAUCACUAGUCUUUUUCUUACUGUCUGCCGAAAGCUGAAUAUUUCUAUUACUCAGUACUUAUAAAAACAGUGUCUAAAAUGCACUAUGUUGGGUGGAAAGUACCACCAUAACAGUCAAUUGCCAUAGCAAGUUCCAAACUGAAUUUUAGCCUUGCUUCACAUUUGUAUCAAUAGGUGUGCACAAUUUUAAGAAACUUCUCAGAGUAUAGUCUUUGGGUUUUAGUUAUGAGCCACAUUCUUCACUUGAUUUAACUCAAAUUUGUCUUAGCCAAUUAUCAUUGUAGUAGUCACAUUAUAACUAUGUAACAUUCUCUUAAUGUAUCUGUGCAAUAUGGAAGCUAUGAGUGGAUUCAAAGCUUUUUGAUUUAACUGUACAUUAUUGUAUGUGUACGUGUGUGUAUAUAUGUAUAUAUAUAUAUAAGGACCAAAAUUCUUAGCUCGCUUACACUGUUGCUAGUGUAAAGAUUGUUACACUUAAUUUUACAGGGCACAAAUUAUGGAAUUACUUCAUAAAUUCAUGGUAACCUAUUUCCAUAAAUUAUUGCAUUAAUAUACAAUUACCAUUUAAUUAUGAAGUCCAUAGGUAUUAACAGAAGAAGUUGCAGUGAAGUGCUGAAAUCACAAAGUACAUGUCAAUUUUAUUUUGGGUUGUACAAUAAAUUGAAAUAUGCAUGCCAUCAUGACACUUGAUGUGUUAAAACAUGGUAGAUAAUCAUAUUCUGGGCCCUGUAAAAUAGUGUUACUGUAAUACGCUGUUUUGCCUCCUGCCUUGUUUACAUUAAACAGAGGAUAUUUGGUAAAUUUUUCUAUUGAACGUUGUGUAGGUUACUGACAGUGUUAUCAGUGUCUGGAAUUCUUGGGCUGUGGAGAAAUUCUUGAGACAGUAAUUGUGUACCUACUCGCUUUUCAAAGGAAGUUGUGAUCAAGUUCAACUUUUUGUGCUAACAAUGCAUGCAGGACUAAGAGGGAAAAAUCUAAAAAAUAAAUAAUGUAAUGUAA